Polypterus senegalus (gray bichir) is the source of this 2255-nucleotide messenger RNA. It is a transcript of the gene farsb, whose product is annotated as phenylalanyl-tRNA synthetase subunit beta. The record is from RefSeq and is a predicted model, not a curated record. Bases 53 to 1822 code for a protein of 589 amino acids. The transcript is spliced from 17 exons. Gene Ontology annotation, cellular component: phenylalanine-tRNA ligase complex; cytoplasm. NCBI's taxonomy places the organism in Eukaryota, Metazoa, Chordata, Cladistia, Polypteriformes, Polypteridae. Gene Ontology annotation, biological process: phenylalanyl-tRNA aminoacylation. Gene Ontology annotation, molecular function: phenylalanine-tRNA ligase activity; magnesium ion binding; RNA binding.
CUAACGGCGAGGUCCUUGUGCUAAGGAAGUUGGCGAUCGGGAGCUGGUGACCAUGCCGACUGUUAGCGUUAAACGUGAUUUGCUUUUUAAAGCUUUAGGGAGAGAAUACACUGAUGAGGAGUUUGAUGAACUCUGCUUUGAGUUUGGACUUGAACUGGAUGAAAUCACAUCAGAGAAGGACAUAAUUGCUAAAGAACAGGGGACAGUGAAAGCAGAGGGUGCUUCAGAUGAUAUUUUAUACAAAAUCGAUGUUCCUGCAAACCGUUAUGAUCUAUUAUGUCUGGAAGGAUUGAGCCGUGGACUUCAGGUUUUCAAAGAGAGGUGUGAACCUCCCAGAUUCAAGCGAGUUGUUCCAGCUAAUGGGGACCUUCAAAGACUCCUUAUUACUGAAGAAACUGCUCAAGUGCGCCCACAUGCUGUGGCUGCAGUCUUGCGAAACAUCAGUUUCAAUCAAGAACACUAUGAGAGUUUCAUCGAGUUACAGGAGAAAUUGCACCAGAAUGUAUGCAGAAAAAGAACACUUGUAGCAAUUGGCACUCAUGAUCUGGACACAAUUUCCGGACCAUUCACCUACACUGCAAAACCACCAGAAGAUAUUAAAUUUACACCUCUGAAUCAAAGCAAAGAAUAUACAGCUUCUGAGCUUAUGCAUCUCUAUAAGAAUGAUAGUCAUCUACGCCACUAUCUGCAUAUAAUUGAAGACAAGCCAGUGUACCCUGUUAUUUAUGAUAGUAAUGGCAUUGUUUUGUCGAUGCCACCAAUUAUCAAUGGGAAUCAUACAAAGAUUUCUUUGAACACGAAAAAUGUAUUUAUUGAGUGCACAGGAACUGAUUUAACAAAGGCUAAAAUAGUUUUAGAUAUGAUGGUGACAAUGUUCAGUGAAUAUUGUGAAGAACCCUUCACAGUUGAAGCAGCAGAAGUCCUAUACCCUGAUGGGAACACCUAUAUUUAUCCUGAGCUACCUUACAGAAAGGAAACGCUGACUGGUGAUUUAAUCAACAAAAAAAUAGGUGUCAGCGAAACCCCAGAAAGCAUAGCAAAACUGCUGACCCGAAUGUGCUUGAAAUCAAACGUUUCAGGAACAGAAGGCGUAAUUGAAGUUGAAAUCCCACCGACCAGGCCUGAUAUUAUUCAUGCAUGUGACAUUGUAGAGGAUGCUGCCAUUGCCUUUGGUUUUAACAACAUUAAAAGGACUAUACCUACAACAUAUACAGUUGCUAAUCAGUUCCCUUUAAAUAAAUUAACUGAACUUCUAAGGCAAGAUAUGGCAGCUGCUGGAUUUACCGAGGCACUCACAUUUGCUUUGUGUUCCAAGGAAGAUAUUGCUGACAAGCUCUGCAAGGACAUUGGUAAUAUCAGAGCAGUCCACAUUUCAAAUCCAAAAACUGCUGAAUUUCAGGUGGCACGCACAACUCUCCUUCCUGGCCUCUUAAAGACUGUGGCAGCUAAUAGAAAAAUGCCUCUUCCUCUGAAGUUGUUUGAAAUAUCUGACGUGGUUCUGAAGGACAGUAAAACAGAUGUUGGAGCAAAAAAUAACCGGCGUCUCUGUGCUGUAUAUUACAACAAGAGCCCAGGGUUUGAAGUCAUCCAUGGUCUAUUGGACAGAAUUAUGCAGCUUUUAGAUAUAAAGCCUGGCAAAGAGCAGGGAUACUACAUUCAAGCUGCUGAAGAUGCCACAUUUUUUCCUGGCAGAUGUGCUGAGAUUUUGGCUCUCGGACAGAGCGUAGGGAAGCUUGGAGUCCUUCAUCCUGAUGUCAUCAGCAAAUUUGAACUGACUAUGCCCUGCUCCGCCUUGGACAUUGACAUUGAGCCCUUUCUGUGAUGGAUGGUGCAAUGAUAUGAUUUAAAAAGAAAAGAAACACAACUUCUUUGCCUUGCCCUUCAUUUCCCUUUCCUUCACCGAAGAGCUUGAUAGCAUCAGUCUCAUAUUUUUAAAUAUUUAAUAGGGCCCAGGAAUACUAUGUCUAGUGCUGCGGUUAAACAUAUCCUCUGUGCUCUGUCAGGGCCAGUCUGUGAAAUGUGAUAGGUUACUGUUUAGUGGAAAGCUCCAGCCAGGACAGAAAUAAACCAGUAUUGCAUUUUAUUUUAUUAGCAAAGUAAACCAUAUCAUAAGAGCAAUCAGGGGGCUUAGGAAAUGGUUUGAGGAAGGUCACUUUUCACUGUAUAUUUAUGCUUUUGAAACAUCCACUUCUAAUUACAUGUACUGUAAUCAUGAUGGCUUUAAAAAAAAAACAUUAAAUGAAUACAAUGUAAUA